Hemicordylus capensis (graceful crag lizard) is the source of this 2519-nucleotide messenger RNA. RefSeq names its product solute carrier family 1 member 3 (gene SLC1A3). The transcript is spliced from 10 exons. Bases 230 to 1864 code for a protein of 544 amino acids. The record is from RefSeq and is a predicted model, not a curated record. NCBI's taxonomy places the organism in Eukaryota, Metazoa, Chordata, Lepidosauria, Squamata, Cordylidae. Gene Ontology annotation, biological process: L-aspartate import across plasma membrane; D-aspartate import across plasma membrane; L-glutamate import across plasma membrane. Gene Ontology annotation, molecular function: L-glutamate transmembrane transporter activity; neutral L-amino acid transmembrane transporter activity; glutamate:sodium symporter activity. Gene Ontology annotation, cellular component: plasma membrane.
UUUUCUUAAAUUGCUGCGGUUUGUAAGUUGCAGUCUACAGAGCACAUGCCGCCGGUCCGCCUUCCCUUUCCCUUCCUCGUUGCAAUUUUUGGCCGCCCCUUGCCUACCCUCUGGGAAUCUUACCUUGCUGUUUGCUUGAAGAGAGCCCGAGUUUGGAAAAGCGUUCCUUUUUUUCUGGGGAGAUUUUAACACUGGUCAGUUAUAAAGAAGAACAUUUUCCAAGACCUAGAUGACUAAAAGCAACAAAGAAGACGCAAGAUCGGGCAACAGAAUGGAUCGCUUUCAACAAGGAAUCCAGAAGCGUACACUCAGGGCAAAAAAGAAAGUGCAAAGCAUUACAAAGGAAGAUGUUAAAAGUUAUCUACUGAGGAAUUUUUUUGUGCUGUUCACUGUCAUUGCAGUCAUUGCUGGUGUCAUCCUUGGAUUCUCUCUCCGGUCGUACCGCCUGAACUACCGAGAAGUGAAAUACUUUUCCUUCCCUGGAGAACUCUUGAUGAGAAUGCUGCAGAUGCUGGUCUUGCCUCUCAUUGUAUCCAGCUUAGUAACAGGAGUUGCAGCCCUGGACAGUAAAGCAUCCGGGAAGAUGGGACUCCGAGCAGUCAUCUACUACAUGAGUACCACAAUCAUUGCUGUCUUGAUUGGGAUAAUCAUGGUGGUCAUCAUCCAUCCUGGAAAGGGGUCGAAGGAAAAAAUGCACCGAGAAGGCAAAAUUGUGCGAGUAACAGCUGCAGAUGCCUUUCUGGAUUUAAUCAGAAACAUGUUUCCUCCAAAUCUGGUGGAAGCCUGCUUUAAACAGUUCAAAACAAACUAUGAGGAACGAAUACCUACCAGUGUGCCCGUUGAAUCGAACGAAACAUCUGUCUUUGCUGCCAUUAUAAACAACGUAUCAGAGGCAAUGGGGAACCUAACCCAACUGAAAAAGGAGAUGAUCCCAGUUCCAGGGGCUGUAAAUGGAGUGAAUGCACUUGGCCUAGUCGUCUUCUCAAUCAGUUUCGGACUGGUGAUAGGGAACAUGAAGGAGCAAGGGCGAGCAUUAAGGGACUUCUUUGAUAGUCUGAACGAGGCUAUCAUGCGACUGGUAGCACUAAUUAUGUGGUAUGCACCACUUGGUAUCAUGUUUUUGAUUGCUGGAAAAAUUGUUGAGAUGGAAGACAUGGGCGUGAUUGGAGGGCAGCUGGCCAUGUAUACUAUAACUGUUAUCAUUGGCUUGCUCAUCCAUGCUAUUGUCGUUCUCCCGCUACUCUACUUCCUAAUCACGCGGAAGAACCCUUGGGUCUUCAUUGGAGGAUUGAUUCAAGCUCUCAUCACAGCCUUGGGAACAUCUUCAAGUUCUGCAACUUUACCAAUCACGUUUAAGUGUUUGGAAGAAAAUAAUGGAGUGGAUAAACGCAUUACAAGAUUCGUGCUCCCUGUGGGUGCAACUAUUAACAUGGACGGAACAGCUUUGUAUGAGGCGCUGGCCGCAAUUUUCAUUGCACAGGUUAAUAACAUGGAUCUAAACUUUGGACAGAUUAUCACAAUCAGCAUCACAGCUACAGCUGCCAGCAUUGGUGCAGCAGGAAUUCCUCAGGCUGGCCUGGUCACCAUGGUGAUUGUCCUGACAUCUGUUGGUUUGCCUACAGAUGAUAUCACCCUUAUCAUUGCAGUGGAUUGGUUUUUGGAUCGUCUCCGUACCACUACCAACGUUUUGGGAGAUUCUAUCGGUGCAGGGAUUGUAGAACACUUAUCAAGGCACGAGUUGAGGAGCAAGGAUGCUGAGAUGGGCAAUUCUGUGAUCGAGGAGAAUGAAAUGAAGAAACCUUACCAGCUGAUCUCCCAAGAGAACGAGAAUGAAAAGCCCUUAGACAGUGAAACCAAGAUGUAAGGUAGAGGAUGUUCUAUACAAAGUACUAGAUACAUGAAAAGUGUGCCCUUGCUCUGAUCUUUUCUGUAUCUUGUCCACUUUGUUCCUCAUUUCUCUCUGAUUAAACAGCACUGAAAAAACUAAGGGCUUAACUAGACAAUAUGAGAGACCCUGAGCUGUCAUGCUCCCUGUCUCUUUGCCUCCUCUUCUUCAUCAUGUCUAAGUAAAUAUAACGCAUAAUAUGAUGUCAUCCGUCUGUCUUGCUGCACUCCUGCAGCCAAUGAGGUGAGCCUGAGGAAGGGCAACACACAAUGAUAUCAUAUCACAUGUUGGCCUUACCUAGAUGUUAUGAGGGAAAGGAUGAAAGAGAAACUGAGUACCAGCAUUUAAUAGGCACAAUAUCUAGUUAAGCCCUCUGUUGGAAAAUAUUCCAAAUUAGAAGUAGCUGUACUGUAUGAUUGCAUCCUAUUAAAAAGAAGAAAUAGCAGGCAUCACUAUGGAAUAUGCUGAAAGGCAUAUUUGUAACACAUCCCCAAGAAUAGCCAAGUAUACAUGUUUCUUAGUCCUGCAAAUGUGAUCUCACUUUAGAUGAACUGGAAAGGCAACAUUGGUAUUCUGUUUUGUUUUUAAUGACUGUUACCCAUGUUUAAUGCCACUAAACAUACAGUCAGCUUUU